This is a messenger RNA of Paramecium tetraurelia, 1051 nucleotides long. RefSeq lists its product as uncharacterized. NCBI's taxonomy places the organism in Eukaryota, Ciliophora, Oligohymenophorea, Peniculida, Parameciidae. Gene Ontology annotation, biological process: protein folding; response to endoplasmic reticulum stress. Gene Ontology annotation, molecular function: protein disulfide isomerase activity. The record is from RefSeq and is a predicted model, not a curated record. Gene Ontology annotation, cellular component: endoplasmic reticulum. The transcript is spliced from 7 exons.
CUAGAAUUUUCUAAUGAAAUAUUUACUAACACUUCUUUUUUUCUCACUUGUCCUUGGAUAAUAAGUGCCAGAGGAGAAUGGAGUUUUAAUAUUGAGCGAUUAAAAUUUUGAAUAUGUUCUGAAGAAAUAUGAAUUUGUAUUAGUGGAUUUCUAUGCUCAUUGGUGUGGACAUUGUCAUCAUCUAGCUCCAGUGUUUGCUUCAUCUGCAAGAUAAGUCAGGAAUCAAAAUGUUCAAUUUGCUAAAAUCAAUUGUCCUUAAUACGAACAUUUAUGUAGAAAAUAUUAAGUAACUGGAUUCCCAACUUUAAAAUUAUUUGGUGAUGGUCAAUUAUUGAUGGAAUACCAAGGCGAUAGAACAGAAAAAGCUAUUGUUGAUUGGAUGAGAAAGAAAACAAAUAAGGGAUCUGUUGAAGCCAAAUCAUUAGAUUAAUUGAAGAAGUUCUCAGAAUCUCCUAAUUUAGUUAUGGUAUUCUUCGGUGAAUAGAAAGAAUCAUACGAAUUCAUGUAAUACUAUUAAUUCUCACAAAAGAAUAAACAUAUCCCAGCUUUGCACACAUUUAACUAAAACUUCGCUAAUGAGAUGAGAGCUUAAGUACCCAGCAUAGUUGUUUAUAAACCAUAUGAUGAAAGAAAAGCUGCAAUUUUUGAUAAUUUCGAGAUUUCUUACAUAGAAUAAUUUGUCAAAAAACAUUCUUAUCCUGUGUUGAUGAAUUUCGACAUUUAAACAGCAAAAAGAAUAUUCAAAGGGGAUUAACCAACUCUUAUCUUAGUGUAAAAUUCUUAAACAAGUCAAGCUGAAAAGCACUUAAGAUUAGCUUUAUCUAAAAUCAAAGAUUAGAUUCUUAUUUGCAUAGCUAAUACAGACAACAAAUAUGGGUUGAGACUUAUGCAAUAUUUUGGAAUUUAGAAUGAUUACCUCCCUUAGAUUGUGGCAUUUAAUCCAAUCUCAGACAGCUUUAAUUUAUUAAGUGAAAUUACAAAGGAUGGAAUCAUUAAUUUUACAUAAUCAUUUUUAGGACUUCAAUAGCGUUCAUAAAAAUCAGACUUAUGA